Messenger RNA from Xenopus tropicalis (tropical clawed frog), 3128 nucleotides. It is a transcript of the gene trpv6, whose product is annotated as transient receptor potential cation channel, subfamily V, member 6. Gene Ontology annotation, biological process: transmembrane transport; calcium ion transmembrane transport; calcium ion transport. The record is from RefSeq and is a predicted model, not a curated record. Gene Ontology annotation, molecular function: calcium channel activity; monoatomic ion channel activity. NCBI's taxonomy places the organism in Eukaryota, Metazoa, Chordata, Amphibia, Anura, Pipidae. The coding region runs from base 194 to 2239 and encodes 681 amino acids. The transcript is spliced from 16 exons. Gene Ontology annotation, cellular component: membrane; plasma membrane.
AACAAAACCCGGGGUGGGGGAGAAACGGGCACUGAAAUGGGACUAAAGGAAAAGGGACUUUCUGGAAUAAAAAACAUAAGGAAUUGAUGGAAUAAGUGACGGGAGAGACCCCCCCCCCCAGAUUCCAGGCAGUGAUCCGAGCACCCCAAAACCUACAGAAGCGCAAAGUGGAAAUGAACAUAGACCCAAGACCAUGCAGUUCUUAAGAUCGUGGAUGUCAGGAUUUCAGACUCUGGAAGAGACCAAUGAGAUUGUGCAGCACAGACGGGUCCAAGAGUUGCCGCUUCUCCUCGCAGCCAAGGAAAAUAAUAUUGAGCGGCUGAAGGAACUCUUAGUAAAUGAGGCAUGUGACCCCCUCCAGCGAGGGGCCCAGGGGGAGACGGCUCUGCACGUGGCGGUGACGCACAACAACAUGGAGGCAGCGCAGGUAUUGAUCCAAGAGGCUCCGGCGCUUGUUCACCAGCCUAUGACCUCCGACCUUUAUCAGGGACAGGUGGCCCUUCAUAUUGCAGCCGUUAAUCAGAACGUGGGUCUAGUGAAGCUUCUGAUAGAAAGUGGAGCCGACGUGUCUUCCCCUAGGGCCACAGGGACAUUUUUUUCAUUGAACCCCAAGAACCUUUUUUACUUUGGGGAGCACAUCUUGGCCUUCGCUGCCUGCGUGGGAAACACCCACAUUGUCAAGUUACUUAUCAACCGCGGCGCUGAUCUCUAUGCCCAGGACUGCUGGGGAAACACGGUUCUACACAUUCUGAUUCUGCAGCCCAGUGAGAACCUGUCCUGUCAAAUGUUGGACUUCAUUCUGUCCCAGGAACUUCAAGAUGCCAAACAAUCGCUUUGCCAAAUACGUAACAAGCAGGGGCUCAGCCCACUAAUGCUCGCCGCCGCCGAGGGGAAUAUGGCUAUGUUCCAGCACUUGGUGCAGAAGCAGCGGAAGGCCCAGUGGGCUUUUGGUCCCGUUACCACCAUGUUAUAUGACCUGUCAGAGAUUGACUCCUGGGAGAAGGACCAGUCUGUGCUGGAGAUUAUUGCCACAUCCAGGAAGAGCCAGGCCAGUAACAUACUCAACUGUCAGCCAGUGAAAGAGCUGCUAAAGGAAAAGUGGAAGAGGCGCGGGCGCCCGUACCUGCUGUCUCUCGCUGCUCUGUAUUUACUGUACAUGAUAUGUGUGUCUCUGUGCUGCGCCAACCGCCCCCUGAAGCCCCGAGAGGGCAAUAUCACCAACCCCAGGGACAUCACGCUGUUUGUUCAGAAAACAUUGGAGGAAUCGUAUAUCACUGAGGAGGACCAUCUACGCCUGGUGGGAGAAAUCAUAUCUGUCAUUGGGGCCCUUAUCUUGUUACUGCUGGAGAUCUCACAGGUGUUUCGGGUCGGGAUAAAGGUUUAUGUCUGUCGCCAGAUGUGGGAAAACCCUUUCCAUUUCAUGAGAUUUUCCUACUCCCUGAUGGUCCUGGCGACCCUUUCCCUGCGCGUCUCUAGCUCCGACGGGGAGGAGAUUCCCAUGGCCAUGGCCCUGGUGUCGGGUUGGUGCUACAUGAUGUAUUUUGCUCAAGGAUUCCAAAUGCUCGGCCCCUUCACUAUUAUUAUACAAAAGCUGGCAGCUAGUGACCUGCUGAAGUACUGCUGGCUGAUGGCGCUGGUGAUCUGGGGGUACAGCACGGCUUUGUACAUUGCGUAUCAGACAGAGGAUCCUUCCCAACUCGGUGGCUUUUUUCCUUACACCACGUGUUUGCUAAGUACCUACGAACUGUUCCUCAACAUCCUCAAUGGACCGGCCAACUACGCUAUAGACGUGCCAGGCAUGUACACCCCACUGUACGGCUCCUUCUGUGUCAUCGCCUUUCUCCUCAUGUUCAACCUGCUGACUGCCCUAAUGGGGGACACGCAAGGAGAUCUGGCAAAGCAAAAGGAUGAGUUAUGGAGGGCACAGAUAGCCGACACCACAGUAAUGAUGGAGCGCAGGAUUCCGAGAUGCUUCUGGUCUAGCUGUGGCCCUACAGACCGGGACAUGGAAGGAAGGAGAUAUCUCAGUGUAGAAGAGAGAAAAUGGCUUCCUCUCCCACCAACAGAGCUAAAUGGGUACCAAGAGGAUUCUGAUGAAGAGACAGAUGAUGAAGACAGAAAUACCAGUCCCUGGACUGAGCCACAGUGGCCCCAUGGAAGCCCAGAGGCCAAUGACAGCAUCAGAAUCAUCCCCCAAGGAGAGCACCGGUUGGUUGGUGAAGAGGUCUACCACAUCUAAUGAGGCCGUUUCUCCCAGGACACAGCUGUCUCCACUGAUUUGACUCCGUUAUAGCAUUAAAGAACAAUUAAACCUUCCCAUAUCAAUAAAAUAUUUAUCUCCAGCCACCAUUUUGUGGUGCUAGAUUGUAAGCUCUAUUAAGUGGGACCCUCUAUACCACAACUGGCAUUGAAGAAAAUCGGGGCACCAGUCUCAUUGCAGAGCAGUAGGUAUCCAUGAGUUGGUUCAAUCUUUAUCCAGAUAAUGCCCUAAAGUGAUGGAGAUGCCCCUGGGCUCCACCGAGUCAUAAACAUUCUAUAAACAAAGAACAGUACAGGGGUAAAUGUAUUUUUAUGUUUUUACCCCGCAUAAAAUGCAGCAUGUGUUGAUUUUUCAGUAGCUGAAGUGACUUCCGUGACAAUUUGUAUGCACUUACUAUUUUCGUGGGUCUCUUCAUGCUGUGGACCCUUGGUGUUCUUAGAUACCUAAUGCUAUGUGGGAGAUACAAACUGGCAAAGUGAAAGUUUCGAGGUGAAUUUCAGAAUUUUCAUACAUUUUUAUAGAAACUGCUAAAUGGUUACUCAUUUUGGAUUCGCCAGAAUGUGUACUUCUCAAAAAGAAAAGUUUCUUGGGGGUAAAGUCUGUCGUAUUCUGCUGUAGUGCUUUGAAAAUUCGGUAAUUUACUACUACUAUUUGAUGUAUAGAAGUCAGAAAUCUUCACAAAACUAUACAUAUCUGGGAUUGGCAUGCUCGAGAGACACAGAAGCAACACUAUUUAUUCUUAUGUGAUGCUUUGCUGCUGAGUACUGUGACCUGAGACUUGUGAGGACGGGAAUGUGUUGUUAUAGCAAAUAUGCCGUGACUGUGCAAUAUGUGUACGUGAUUAUCAUGGGUAAACAAAGUAACUGAA